Molecule: messenger RNA, 2421 nt
Organism: Emiliania huxleyi CCMP1516
Lineage: Eukaryota; Haptophyta; Isochrysidales; Noelaerhabdaceae
Exons: 10
Coding region: 1-2421 (806 amino acids)
Biological process (GO): regulation of DNA-templated transcription
Molecular function (GO): DNA-binding transcription factor activity; DNA binding
Source: RefSeq, a predicted model, not a curated record
AUGGCUUUGCGAGUCGCAGCGCCAGACGCGUUGUCGCGGCGGCAGCAGGCUCCUCGGGUGGCGACAGAGGCGGAGCUGCGGCUGCACCUCAUUACGCGGGGUGGCCGCUUCCAAGCGGCGCGCUACACCAACGGAGGACGGCAGGUCAUCGGCAACUUCGACACCGCGGACGAGGCGGCGGUGGCGUACGCGUGGGCGGUCGCCGCAGAGCAGGGAGAUGCAGAGCAGGUGUGGCCUGGCUUACAGGGAGAUGCGUCCGGAGACGAGGUGUACGAGGCGGGGGACGAGGUGUGGUACUACGAUCGCGGGGUUGGGUGGACUCCGUGUGGGGUGGCGGCCGUGCACCGCACCGUGCACCGCAACGAUGCGGCCGACUCGGAGAUGUCGCACAAGGAGGCGUUCAAGCAGGCCGCGCGCAACUGGGGCACCGCCGACGCCAACCCGCGAAAGCGCGGCAUUGUCGACACGGCGUGGCGCGCGGCCGACUCGGAGAUGUCGCACAAGGAGGCGUUCAAGCAGGCCGCGCGCAACUGGGGCACCGCCGACGCCAACCCGCGAAAGCGCGGCAUUGUCGACACGGCGUGGCGCGGCGAGCUCGGCUGCUUUUGCGACACCGACCGCCACUUGCCGACCAGCGACGUGCCGUUUGAGGUGAUGGAGGCCACCUCGCCCAUCCGCGCGUCGAUCUUCAAGGACAGCACGACUGGGCCUCGCCCAGCCCCCACCGCCGCUGGCGCCGAGGCAGUCCGGCAGGCGGAGAGGGAGGGCCCGACUCUGGCCAGCAGCAACAACAACAACACCGGCUACAGGAGCGUUACUUACUACCCGAAUCGGCAAGGCAGCAAGAAGUACAUGCUGGAGGUGACGACGGCGGAGAGGGAGGGCCUCACCCUCACCGCCAGCAGCAGCAGCAACAGCGGCUACAGGGGCGUCUGCUACUGCCCGAAGCAGAACGGCAGCAAGAAGUACAAGCUAUCGGUGAGGGUUGGCGGUAAGAUGGCCUUCCUCGGCCUCUUCGCCACCGCCGAGGAGGCGGCGCUCGUCUACGCCCGCAGGGAGGCGGGCAGGGACACCAGCAGGCCAGCCGGCACUCGGACACUUGCAGGCUUGCACUCAAUCUGCCAGAUGUCCGAGGCGGCGGCGGGCAGCGCGGCGACCCCUGGUGAUGGGGCAAUAUCGCUCGCACGAGCUGCCCCGCCACCUGCGUUUCCUCCUCUGCUGUCUCGUCCGCAGCCGAUGCCGAUGCUGCUGCAGCUCGAGCCUCGCGCGCUGCGGGAGGCGCCCACGCAUGCGCCCAUCGCGUCCUCCCGCGCCGCUCUCGCGGCCCUGACGCGCGAGUUGCUGCGCGGCCUCGCCGCGAACCCGUCGCUGAUGCCGGGCGGCGUCGAGGACUUCUUCGUCCGGGUCAACAUGGGCUCCAAGAAGUACAUGUACGUCCCCGCGCAGGUCGUCGAGAUGCAGUCGCCCGAGGGGGCGAGUGGAGAGCACCAGAUGCAGGAGCUCUCCGAGAUCGCAUCCAACCUCGCGAGCGGCGUGCUGCGCAACUUGCCGCAGGCUGUGGCGGACGAGGCGGAGGGGGUGCGCCACCCCUUCGAGGCGCAGGACAGUGUGAACGGAAGGAACGUCUCCCUCGGCUCCAUCGGCACGGCGGUGGAGGCGGCGGUGGCGCACGCGCGUGCGGUCGGCGAGUACCAGCCUCCUCCUCCUCCGACGGUGGCGGCAGAGGCGGAGGGGCUGCGGCUGCACCUCUCCAGCAGCAGCGCCACCGGCUACAAGGGCGUGCGCGAGCAUGUCUCUUCUGGCCGCUUCGAGGUGCGGCACACGGCGAACGGGCGGCAGGUCACCCUCGGCUGCUUCGACACGGCGGUGGAGGCGGCGGUGGCGUACGCGCGGGCGGUCGGCGACACCGAGUACCAGCCUCCCCCUCCUCCUCUUCCGGCGGUGGCGACAGAGGCGGAGGGGCUGCGGCUGCACCUCUCGAGCACCAGCAGCACCGGCUACCUUGGCGGCGUGUGGGUGUGCUGCGACGCGUGCGGCCGCUGGUGCCACGGCGAGUGCGCCGGGAUGGACCUGCAGCAGGCCGAGGAGGCGGAGGGGUACAUAUGCCCGCUCUGCGAGGCUGGGGCCGGGCCCGCGGAGGCGGAGGGCUUGCGCUUGCACCUCUCCAGCAGCAACAGCACCGGCUACAAGAACGUGGGCGAGCACCCAGGCCGCUUCGAAGCGAAGCGCGUGGUGGACGGUAGGAUGGUCUACAUCGGCUCCUUCGACACAGCAGUGGAGGCGGCGGUGGCGUAUGCGAGGACGGCCGGGCAGGCGGGGGGAGAGGCAGGGCCGUCGGCUCCAGCGGAGGGCGAGCCUCCGGCGGCCUACGAGCCUCCGACGCCGGCAGUGGGAGGCGGAGGCGGCAGCGGGAGGGGGUGA